GUUGCUGCUUGGAUGUCCCUUAUUAGACUCUUCCUCAUGGUAACUUUAAAGCAGCUCUAGAUGUGGGCACAGUGGGUGUUUGCUCCUCUUCAAACUCACCUCCCAGAUUUUAAAAAUAAAGGAAGUCUCUUCGAUCUGUCACACUCUCAAGCAUUUAUAAAAACUGGAUUAUGGAAUUUUCUAGUCUCCAACCCACAAUACAGUGGAUGCAAACACCAGAACCAACACCCAGUUGUCCACCUGGAUUAGAAUAUUUGUCUCAAAUAAAUGAGUUACUAGUGCAUCAACGUUUUGAUCUUUUGAAAGACCUCAGUUAUUUUGAAAAUAAUAAAAUAUAUGAAGUCAUGAACAAUCAAAGACAGAGAAUUUAUUUUGCAGAAGAGAAAUGUAAUUGCUUCCUCAGACAAUUUUGUGGAUCUUCAAGGCCUUUUACCAUGACGAUUUAUGAUGCCACAGGCCGAGAUGUCAUUACGAUGCAUAAAGCUUUCAGUUGUGGUUGUUGUUGGAAUAACUACUUCCUACAAAAGCUAAAAAUUGAGGCUCCUCCUGGUGAAACAAUUGGAUAUAUAUAUCAAUGCUUUCACCCAUUUUGGCCAAUGUUUAAAAUAAAAAAUGAGAAAAAGGAGGAUGUAAUGAAAAUCAAAGGGCCAUGUGUAAUUUCUAGCUGUCUCAAGGAUCUAAAUUUUAAUGUGCUGACAAUGGAUGAAGAAAGAAUUAUUGGAAACAUUUCAAAUGCAGAUAAAUUUGGGAUCCAGUUUCCAUUUGAUCUUGAUGUUAAAAUAAAAGCAUUAAUGCUUGGAGCAAGUUUCCUCAUUGACUACAUGUAUUUUGAACUAUGGCCUUGAGAAUCAGCCUAAAAGAGUAUGUCACAGAUUAUAUUGGCAUUCUGUUUUGCCAAUCCUCA
This is a messenger RNA of Talpa occidentalis (Iberian mole), 904 nucleotides long. Its product is annotated as phospholipid scramblase 1-like. Gene Ontology annotation, biological process: plasma membrane phospholipid scrambling. The transcript is spliced from 7 exons. Gene Ontology annotation, molecular function: phospholipid scramblase activity. Gene Ontology annotation, cellular component: plasma membrane. Bases 171 to 845 code for a protein of 224 amino acids. The record is from RefSeq and is a predicted model, not a curated record. Lineage: Eukaryota; Metazoa; Chordata; Mammalia; Eulipotyphla; Talpidae.